Capsella rubella is the source of this 692-nucleotide messenger RNA. RefSeq lists its product as uncharacterized. NCBI's taxonomy places the organism in Eukaryota, Viridiplantae, Streptophyta, Magnoliopsida, Brassicales, Brassicaceae. The coding region runs from base 19 to 471 and encodes 150 amino acids. The record is from RefSeq and is a predicted model, not a curated record. The transcript has 5 exons.
CAUUUGAAAGAAGAAAAAAUGGAUGCUAGACAAGAGGAGAUUCGGAAGUUUUUGAGUUCUGCCGAUGGGAAAAAAACACCAAAACUGGAUGCUGAACUCAAUGCCAUAAUGGGACGUUACAAAGAGGUCGCAACACGUGACGAGAUUGCGGCGGAGGUGUUUGAGUCGAUGCUCGCACUAGGAGGAGACAACUUCGCAAACUAUUUUGAGCGCUAUGGAAAUAUUCUCACACGUUUUGGCUUCGACCAGGUGACUAUGAUUGGGCAUUUGGAGGACACAUUUCUCGAAGACCCACCAAGAUUUGUUCAGGUGAUGGGCAUUCUGGAAUUUCAUGGUGCUCUCCAUGAAUCACUCGUCCAAGAAUGGCUAAACGUUAGGGAUGCAUCAAAGAAGAAAAAAACUCUAGUUCCAGGAAAACUCGCGCUCUUGGAUGCAUAUCUUGAAGACAAAUCUGCGAGACAGUUGAAGUGAAGAGCCUGAACUAGUCGUUUUACGACUCUCUCUCUCUAGUUAUCCCACGGCCCUAUCUAUCCAUAUCUAUGUUGAACAAUUAAUAAUGCCAGCCGUUUGCGUGAAUGUGUUUUAUCUUAUUUAUGCUAUUUGGACAUUUGGUUGGACGUUUAAGAACUUAUUAAGUAUUGUUUUAUCUCUGAAGCUAUCUAAUAUAUGAUGCGAAUGUGCAUGGACGUUAA